AUGAUUUUACUCCACGAGAUUCGCACUCGCUAUGGGUCAAACGGGCAUCACCAGAGGCAGCGCGGCCAUAUUCUCGAACGGACGGCGCUGGCGCGUCUGGCCGCCGACGAAGCAUACAUGCAACGACGUCGUACCAAUGUGCAAAACUUUGGCAGCACGUGGCUGAAGCCACCGGGGCUUCCCAAGACCCUGCACCAGAUGCGAGAGGAGAAGCGCGAGCAGGAGGAGCACCAAGAAGCGAUGCGACGCGAGCAAUUGGCGCAGGAACUUGCCGAGGCCGAGGCCGAAGCGGCCGCCGAGGGUGAGGACGCCAUGGACGACGUGCAGCUCGACGGCGCCCAGGAUCUGGACGAGGAUAUUCCCGAUGCAGACGACGAGUUUGCGCUCGGUGGCGGUAGCGAUAGCGAAGAGGAAGAAGAGGAGGAGGAGGAAGAAGCGGAUGUCAGCGCAGCAGAGGAAGCCCUGCGGGAAGAGCGCCGCAACGAUCUCAUGGCUGCGCGGAUGCGCAUGACAGACGACGCUUUCCGUGAGGCACUCGUCCGCGGUGAUCCCGACGGCGACGACAUGUAUGGCGGCGGGGAAGAGGAGCUCGACGCGCAGGACCAGGGCCACCUGCUGGACGAAGAAGACUUUGUGCCGAGCUCUCUGCUCGAUGAGGGCGGCGAUGGCGACUUGGAUCUCGGCAUGGACGCGAAUCUCGACGACGACAUCCCGGAAGCCGAGGAAGAGUACGAGGCGGGCUACGAGCAUACAGACUCUGAUGCGGCGUUGUCGAGCGAGGAUGAUCGCAGACGCGAGGAGAGCUCCGAGGAGAGCUCCGAGGAGGAAGAUGUCGGGUUCGCGCCCAGGGCGGCGCCGUUAGUACCCCCGCAGAGCCCAACGCUGCGUGGCCAUCGGCACAGACGCAGUAAUGCUGGGGCGUCGACGGCAGGACCGCGUUCGAGCAUGGAUUUGAGCGCGUUCUUGUCACAGGAUGAGAGUAGCUUCAUGAAUAGCAGCCCCGUGCAGGGACGACGGAACAUGCGUGGCUGA
Messenger RNA from Akanthomyces muscarius, 1032 nucleotides. RefSeq lists its product as uncharacterized. Gene Ontology annotation, cellular component: anaphase-promoting complex. Lineage: Eukaryota; Fungi; Ascomycota; Sordariomycetes; Hypocreales; Cordycipitaceae. Bases 1 to 1032 code for a protein of 343 amino acids. Gene Ontology annotation, biological process: anaphase-promoting complex-dependent catabolic process. The record is from RefSeq and is a predicted model, not a curated record. The transcript is spliced from 4 exons.